AUGAAGAGAGGCCUUGAUGGGCCUGCUGGCCCGUCCAAGCUUGCCAGACCAGAGGAGGUGGAGGACUCGGCCGAGGCACGACGCCAGCCUGACGACAUUGCCGACGAAGAGCUAGGUGAUUAUGGAAUCCCCAGCGGGUGGAAGCAGUGCCCUGCCCAGGGCCAGCCUAUCAGCAGGUUCAUCCCUUCCAAGGUGCCGCUGGGCGCCCACUUUGACGACUACAUCCCGGCAGCACAGCGGUACAACGUGGACCAGGCGCAGGAGAGAGCUGACGCGAAGGGGGCUGCCCUUCAGGCGCGCUGCGCCACGGUGAUCGACCUGACCCGCAGUACCAGGUACUACGACGUGCGCCGCUGGCAGGAGCUGGGCGUGCGAUACAUCAAGAUCCCCUGCCGAGGUCGGGGGCAGGUCCCACAGCCAGAGGCUGUCAACGACUUUGUCUGGGAGGUCGCCAGUCAGAGGGCAGGGCAGUCCACUGUCCUCGUGCACUGCACCCACGGCUUCAACCGCACAGGCGAGGAGGGCUACAUGAUCGUGAGCUACUGCGUGCGCAUGCACCACUGGACAGUGGAGAAGGCGCUGCACGCCUUUGCGCUCUCCCGCCCCCCGGGCAUCUACAAGCACUACUACAUCCGCCAGCUGUACCGGUACUACCACGAAGCGGUCCCCGCCGCGGCUGUCAUGCCCGCACUGCCGGACUGGAAGGCGGGCGACGCACCCGACUCGGGCGACGAGGGUGGAGAAGGGGAGAAUGGCGCCGAGGCGCCGCCAGAGCACAUGGAGCAUGACGAUGUGCUGGGCGAGGAGGUGUCCCCCGCCGAGGCGGCCACGGUCUGCGGCAGCAUCGUGGAGAUGAUCGCGGGGCCGGCGCAGGACCACCGCAGGGCCUGGUUCCCGGGGUCGCAGCCCGUCAGCCUGGACCGGAGCAACCUGGAGCUGCUGCGCCAGCGUAGGUACUGGGUGACGUGGAAGGCCGACGGGACACGCUACAUGCUGGUCAUCCUGCCGUCGGGCACAUACCUGGCGGACAGGAAGCUGGCCACGCGCCGAGUGCAGAUGCGCUGGCCCCUGCCAGCCAAGCCCCAGGCUGGGGUGCCCCAGAAGGCCCCCGUGGGACCACCCCACUCCCUGACGAUCCUGGAUGGUGAGAUGAUCGUGGACGACGACCUGCUGUCAGACAGGAAGCAGCGGCGCUUUCUGGCAUAUGAUCUGAUGGCCCUCAAUGGGAAGUCAGUCGUCGGCCUGCCCUGGAAGGAGAGGUACGACAUGAUAAAGCGAUACGUGAUGGACCCAAGAAAGUUGGAACGGCACGUCAUCGAGACCAAGCAGUGGUCCUUCCCCUACCAGUACGGCGAGGAACUGUUUCACGUGCGACGAAAGGAGUUUUGGCCGCUGACCCAGGCAGACAAGCUGCUGCACGACUUCAUCCCCAACCAGGUCUCCCACGAGUCUGACGGCCUCAUUCUGCAAGGGUACGAGGACGCCUACGUCCCCGGCACCUGCCAGGAGCUGCUGAAGUGGAAGUUCGCGCACCUCAACUCCGUGGACUUCCGGCUGCGCUGGGACCCCAAGACCUCCACGGCGGGGUUGGAGCUGUUGGAGACUCGGGCGGGGGGGGCUCGACCUCGUGGCUACCACCUCCUCCCCGGCGCCACCAUCGCCUUCCCCGGCGGCGAGGACCCGGCCGCGCUGCAUCAGCGGAUUGUGGAGGCAGCCUACGAUGCCGAGGCGGGGUCCUGGGUGUACAUGCGCGAGCGGCGCGACAAGCCCACGCCCAACGCCUACCACGUGUACGAGAGCGUGGCGCGCUCCAUCCAGGACAACAUCCAGGAGGAGGAGCUGCUGGAAAGCAUCGCCGUGGCCCUGCAGCUGCCGCUGUACGAGCGAGACCGGGCGCGCCAGGCGGCAGGGGUCCGGGCCGCCUGA
This is a messenger RNA of Auxenochlorella protothecoides, 1926 nucleotides long. RefSeq names its product mRNA-capping enzyme. NCBI's taxonomy places the organism in Eukaryota, Viridiplantae, Chlorophyta, Trebouxiophyceae, Chlorellales, Chlorellaceae. The record is from RefSeq and is a predicted model, not a curated record. The transcript has 10 exons. Gene Ontology annotation, biological process: 7-methylguanosine mRNA capping; dephosphorylation. Gene Ontology annotation, molecular function: ATP binding; mRNA 5'-triphosphate monophosphatase activity; protein tyrosine/serine/threonine phosphatase activity. The coding region runs from base 1 to 1926 and encodes 641 amino acids.